Porites lobata is the source of this 4244-nucleotide messenger RNA. The record is from the annotation of a GenBank genome assembly. Lineage: Eukaryota; Metazoa; Cnidaria; Anthozoa; Scleractinia; Poritidae.
UCACAGGAAUUAGACUUUGAAGUGGAACUUGCUUUUGUAAUUGGGAAACCUGCAAAGAAUAUUAAGGUAUUUUGUUGAAGGCAAUUACAGUUGUAUAUAGUUGAUUUACUUGUGGUUUUAAAUCAUGUAGAUCAGUCAUGUAAAAUACCAGCCAUGUAUACUAAUUUUGCUUCUUUCUCUGGGAGGGAUUUUUGUAAUUCUUUAAUCUCUGUCAGCAUAUCUACAAUCGACGACAAAAUUGUGGAGACAUUCUACUCAAAUGGGAUAACUUUAGAGAACAAAAGAAUCCACACCCCUCCCCUGUCCCCUCCAUUCAAGGUUGGGGUGUUUGUUGUUUUCUAUAGGUUGCUCGAACAUCGACACAACAUUGUAUAGAGGGGAUAUUUCCUCCUUUUAAAGUCAGUAAAAGGUAAAGAAGCCCAGUUUAGGGCGAAGCGUCUCAACUCAUUUUGUCGCGGAUAAUUGUAGCUGACAGGUACAUUUCUUCAGGAAAAAGUGAAAGCAAAAUAAUGGCCUAGUUCAGUUAUUCAAGACUUAAUUUAUUUAGGCACUGAAACUGUUUUCUGUCAUCUGUUGCAAAGGAUGACAAGGAUGGACUUGGAUUGAAACUUGAAAAACUUGAGCCAACGUUUUCAAGUUUUAAUGUUAUGCCUUCAAAAAUCAGCAAAUUAUGGUUACUGCUCCAUGAUAAAAUGUUUUUGAUAUCUACUUCUCAAACUCAUUAAUAAUUCAUAAAGAAAAUACAAAGGAAAUCAAUGUUUAUAAGUAUUUGGAAAUCAGAUGAAAAACUGCUCAUUUUUUCAUCCUUAAUUUCUCCUUGUAAAAUCAUUUUGUUUGAGAAGUAAUAUCAAGCAUUCGACACACUGUUUCGUCACCAGAUGAAACACCUUGAAGUUCAUCAGAAAUACUCGGCUAUGCGUGGUAUUUUCAACUCUCUUCUCAGAUUGAUAUAAUUAAUACUUCAUAACUCUAUAACAGCAGCAUUUUGUGUAUGGGUAAAAAGGCACUUUUACUGGGAAUGUUAAAAAUAGCCAAUUUUAAACCCAAACAGCAACGGUAAUUAAUUUGUGGUUUUGAGGUUUGCUCAAUUAUUUUGAUUGGUCACCACACAAUCAACAUUCCUGAAAUUUUUCAGCUCAGAAUUGUCGUCAUGACAAUAUUCAGCUCAGAAUUGUCGUCAUGACAUAUUGUAGCUGCUUUAAGAGGUCAAAGGUGAUUGUUGUUUACCCAUAUUUUAAACAUUAUAAACUCCUUUAUUCUGUGUCUAAAACCUUGAUUAUAUUUGUCAGGAAAGUGAAGCCAUGGACUAUGUGGCUGGGUAUACUGUGGCACAUGAUGUUAGUGCUCGGGAUUGGCAGCUAAAGAAAAAUGGUGGACAGUGGUUGUUAGGAAAAACGUUUGACUCAUCUUGUCCACUUGGUCCAGCCAUAGUCACCAAAGACUCAUUGUCAAGUAAUAAGUGUGACAAGAAGAUGAGAAAAGAGGAUGGUUAGAGCUGGGAAAGCGGAGAAAGAUAAUAAUUUUAUAACAAACUAAGCAGGUUGGACAUGAAGAGAGCAAUAAAUUAGUAAGAAUUUAGUUUUCGUGUUCUGGACGCAGCUGGGAACUGAAGUGCAGUGGGUAACUCCACUUUAUUGUCACUUUUGGAUUCACCAGGGGUAGGCCAAACUAAACUGCAAAAUAGUGUGUUUGUCUCUUUGACCUACUAUGUUAUAUGAAGGGGACAUUGGGGGGUACCCAAUACUGCAAUACCGUAAGAACGCCAAACACUGAAUGCAGAACAGCAAAUGACUCUAAAGGUUAGUGAUUAGGGUUAGGAAGCUGAGUGAAUCAAGUUUUAGGUCAGUUUUCCCAUUUUAAUGUCCCUAAAUGGAACCUGAUUCACUCAAUUUCCUAACCUUAAUCACUAAAGUUCAGAGUCAUUCUGUGUUCUGCUUUGGGCGUUAGGAGAAUGCAGAAUGCCGAAUGACUCUGGAGUUUAGUGAUUAGGGUUAGGAAACUGUGUGAAUCAAGUUUCAGGUCAGUUUUCUCAGCAUAAUGUUCCUAAGUGGAACCUGAUUCACUCAGUUUCCUUAGAAACCCUAAUCACUAAACUCAGAGUCAUUUGGCCUGCAUUCUACAUUCGGCGUUCUGUAUAAUACCCCUGCCACUAAUGCAAAGGUAAACCUCAAAUAAUGCAGCCCCAAAAGACUGAAUUAACUUUUUACCGGUACUUUAGGUUAUCUCCAUUAUAUGAUAGUGUAGUACAUAUUAGAAUAAAUUAAGACUUCAAAGUUAAAUUCCAGUACUAACAAUGUAUUACGAUGUGGUGUUUGUCCUGACAGUGCAUUUUUAUUUUUCAGAUCCUCACAAACUGGGAAUUCGUUGUCGUGUCAAUGGAAAAGUCAUGCAAGACUCAAACACUGAGAAUUUAGUAUUUAAAACAGAGGCAUUAGUUUCUUGUAUAUCAAGGUGAGAGUUCAUCAAGCCUUAUCACAGGAAAUUUUUAUUGGUCUACACAGGUUGAAAAGACAGACAAGGUUUUCAUUUGCUUUCAUACGUGAAAAUGAGGGUGGUUAGAAAUUGCUCUUCUUUGUUUAGAAGUGCUGAAAAUCUCUGACCAACACCCACAAAACUUAAUAUUGGAGCGCCGCACGAGUGAAGCCCCAUAGUUAAGAAAAUUUGGUAAUCUAUCCAUCUGAGAAAAUUUUGUUAUGACAUCAGCAUACGACCGAACACUGACCGUACAGACUCUGGGGGAGGGGGAGGGGAAGUAAGGAGUCAGCCUGUAGGGGGAGGAGUAUGUUGUAGCUGAGGUGAAUUUUUUGCAUUUCAAGCACCCCACUCAUUUUGGCAGUAAAUUACAUGGUCGCACGGACUUUUUUUUCUAAAAAACGAGUCUUUCUUUCCACUAAAUUUUAAUGUCUACAUUAACUUGGAUAACAGGGAAAGAGCUAGAGUGAGAAAUAAAUAAUGGAGACCAAUCAUCUUCGUUAGAAGAAAAACAUGAAAAUUAUAUAGCAGCGAUAAGAGUGUACUGCACAUGCAAAGUUAAUUGGAAAUAAAAGUGUGCUGAAUGUGGAAAGUUUGUUUUUUGCUUAUAAUCAGAUCUACCUGUUGUUUUUUUUUACCGUUCUCGUUGUUUUCACCUUGUCUAUAAUAUUACUCGAUUUUAUAUUUUCUUUGAGCAAACUAUCAAUAUUAAAGAGAGCUUCACUUUGAGCUGUGGCUAAAUCUAUAUAUUAACUUGUGCUAAAAUUUACUUCAAACAGUUUUUUGUGAAAGAUGAUUGUUCAUCACACACUUAAAUGUUGAAAACCUUAACCAUCUUAAAUGGUUUUUAUCAAAAUUUAUUGGCACUUAAUACCUCAUUAAAAUUAAAAACUGAUGACUGAAAGCUUUAAUAUUGUUUCAAUAGAAAUGUUGUGGAGUAAAUUCUGGGAAUCACGUUUAUUUUAGCAUCUUCUGGUGAUUUGGGUAAAUUAUUACAAUAUUAAUUGUAUUAAUGUGACCCCCUUUUGCCCUCCCACCCCUGUCCCCUUGUGAAUGCUCUGUGCCUCCCUAUUGACCUCCCUUUGAAAAUACAGUGAAACCCCACCUUACAGCCACCUCGGUAGUACUGUAUGGUCACCUCGUUAUCACGGCGGGUUUUUUUGGGCCGCCUGGUAAAAAACUGCCAUACAUUUUCUUAUGAAGAAACCCCCGUUAAUACGGCUAAAUCUUUUUGGCCCAUUGGUGACUGUAUUGACGGGGUUGCACUGUAACUGUAAACGGUGAUAGAGUACCAGCAUGUUCUGUUGAUCCUGCAGGUUUGUUACCCUGUCACCAGGUGAUGUAGUUAUUACAGGGGUUGGAGUUUUUAGAAAGCCCCCCGUCUUUCUCAAGGUAUGUAUUCUUUCUCUUGUAUCUUUUUUUUAGCUUGCUUUUUAACAGCUGUCGUACAUACAGCUAUGAAGAACAGGAGUCAGAUUGUUCAAAUAAAAACAGGAUUAUAACUUAACAUGUUAAACAAAGACUAGGGAAUUUCUCUCUUUUGAUAAGCUAGUUAUGAUGACAUUCACCCCUGCAAAAUCAACCAGACAUGUGUCCCAAAAUCUGUUCAAUCUAACACAGUUUUACUUCAAUCUGAAUCUGAAGUGCACUCUACCAAGUCAAACACACUAAUAACAUUAAUAUUAUUUUGUUUGUUUAUUUACUUUCAGAGGUGUGACGUAGUUGAAUGUGAAAUUGAUGAAAUAGGCUGCAUUUCAAACACAGUCCAGUAA